AUGUCGGGUAACGGUCUUCCUACGGUGCUUGCGGUGGGCACGGGCGAGUACACCACGGGCUUUGUGGGCAACUCGCAAUCGCCCUCGGACAAAAAGCUCGGCGUGGUGGGCCUGGUGAUGUUCGACCUGCGUCGUCGCGGGCUCAUCGCACCAGAGAUCAAGAUGGUCGGCACCAACGGUGACAAAUUUGCGGGCAUCCGGGAUCACUUUAAGCGCAAUAUCGAGGACAAGUAUCGCGAUCUCUCCACCGCUUUUACCUCGUACCCCGAGGCUGGGGUUCGCGAUGGCGAUGCAUACAAGGCAGCGAUUGAUUCUCUGGCGCCCGGCGAUGCGAUUACGAUCUUUACGCCCGAUUCGACGCACUUUGAUAUUGCGAUGUACGCGAUCCAACGCAAGAUCCACGUGCUCGUCACGAAGCCCGCCACCCAAACGUUGGAACACCACCAGAAGCUGGUAGAGGCAGCGGAGAAGCAGGGCGUGCUUUGUAUGGUGGAACAUCAUAAGCGGUUCGAUCCGGCGUAUGCGGAUGCAAGGGAAAGGGCGAGGAGUGGACUGGGAGAUAUGAAUUACUUCUACUCGUACAUGAGCCAGCCCAAGAAUCAGCUCGAGACGUUCAAGGCUUGGGCGGGCAGGGAUAGUGAUAUUUCGUACUACCUCAAUUCGCACCACAUCGACAUCUGUCUUUGGAUGACAGCUGGUCGUGCCCUACCCCUCCGCGUAACCGCCUCUGCAUCCCAAGGUAUCGCCACUUCGGUUGGAUGCGUCCCCGGCACGGAAGACACCAUCACGCUGCUUGUCGAUUUUGCCAUCGUGGAUUCGGACGGCAGCGCCAAGCAGGGCAAAGUGGCAACGGCGGUAUUUACAGCGAGCUGGUCGGCUCCCCAGGGAGCAGGGGUCCAUUCGGAACAGCACUUCCACUACGUAGGCGCCCACGGCGAAACGCGCAUCAACCAAGCCCGCCGCGGGUAUCAGUUCACUCAGGAGGAUCCGGCUCAGGGUGUGACGGGCGGAAGCUGCACCGACUUCAAUCCGUUUUACAUGCGGUAUACCCCCGAUGCGGAGGGGUACUUUGCAGGACAGCAUGGGUACGGCUAUCUGUCGCUCGAGAACUUUGUCACCGCUUGCACGCGCAUCAACCGCAACGAACGCAACGCAGCGCACUACGAUACCGUCCUCCCGACCAUUAGGGACACAGUGCUUACCACCGCCAUCCUCGAGGCGGGUAGAAGGAGUCUCGAUACCAAGUCGACCGUUAGCAUCCUCCUCAACGACGGAAAGUUCUCUCUCCAGUAA
Moesziomyces antarcticus is the source of this 1293-nucleotide messenger RNA. RefSeq lists its product as uncharacterized. Gene Ontology annotation, biological process: NADPH regeneration. Bases 1 to 1293 code for a protein of 430 amino acids. The record is from RefSeq and is a predicted model, not a curated record. The transcript has a single exon. Lineage: Eukaryota; Fungi; Basidiomycota; Ustilaginomycetes; Ustilaginales; Ustilaginaceae. Gene Ontology annotation, molecular function: nucleotide binding; oxidoreductase activity. Gene Ontology annotation, cellular component: cytoplasm.